GAUACUACAGCGACAAACUUAUGAGAAAUUUGCAAUAUGGAAGAAAACAACAUCAUCAACCAAUACGUCCAGCUCUAUUCAGAUCAAAUACACACCUAUAAAAGAACAGCAGCAGUGACAGCCAGGAUCUGCAAACAAUCCCUAGACGAAGCACACCUCCGAAACUGGGUGUCGAAUCGCGCCAAAGACCCCAAGAGUCUGGAAAAUAAACUCAUCCAACGGCAGAAACACGGUCAUGCAUAUACUACUAUAGAGGAGAUCGAUAAAGACAUUGUUGAUCUCGCGGGGGUGCGCAUCAUUCUUUACUACGCCGCGGAUCGGGCGAGAGUGAAGUCGAUCCUGCAUGAUAGAUUUAAGGUGAAAGAGACGAGGAUAUUUCCUGACAGAGCCAAUAAUAAAGAGGCUGCCAGGGGUAGAAAAGGAUAUACAGCCCAUCACUUUCGAGUGUGGAUGCGAAAAGAUGACAUGGAGAGACACCAUCUCGCGACUGACGGACUCAUUGAGAUACAAGUUAUAUCGCUUUUCCAGCAUGCAUGGGCUGAGAUUGAACAUGAUAUCAAGUACAAACCGACGUGGCAGAUCGUAAACAAAGAGCAGAUUGUGCUUGGCUUUCUGAAGCAAAUUGUGGAUUUGUUUGACUUUUCUAUGACUCGACUGUGGAGGAUUCAGAUGAAGAACCGACGACUGAUGCCACACAAUUAAAGAAUAUAUCUCGUUGAUCUACAGCCAAUAUGGAAGGGAUUGUCUAUAGUACUUUGGAAUAACAUCAUCAUAC
Aspergillus wentii DTO 134E9 is the source of this 775-nucleotide messenger RNA. RefSeq lists its product as uncharacterized. NCBI's taxonomy places the organism in Eukaryota, Fungi, Ascomycota, Eurotiomycetes, Eurotiales, Aspergillaceae. Gene Ontology annotation, biological process: guanosine tetraphosphate metabolic process. The transcript has a single exon. The record is from RefSeq and is a predicted model, not a curated record. The coding region runs from base 37 to 702 and encodes 221 amino acids.